This is a messenger RNA of Seriola aureovittata, 4059 nucleotides long. It is a transcript of the gene esyt3, whose product is annotated as extended synaptotagmin-like protein 3. The coding region runs from base 278 to 2839 and encodes 853 amino acids. The transcript has 23 exons. Gene Ontology annotation, biological process: lipid transport. Gene Ontology annotation, molecular function: lipid binding. Lineage: Eukaryota; Metazoa; Chordata; Actinopteri; Carangiformes; Carangidae. The record is from RefSeq and is a predicted model, not a curated record.
GGAAUUCCUUUUUUGUUACAUACAUAUCCCACCCAUGGGCGCAGGUGUGCCUACCUGCGUUUUGGAAGUUUCAAACACGGAAGUUUUAGGACGAUCGCGGCUCAUUUUACCACUGCACCUACAGUGAGUGUGGGGGAUAAGCUGUUCUGAUUUAGCUUUCUCUUAGAAAGCCGUGCAAAAGUGAGGUGAGAUAAGCAACACAGAAAUCUGUUCUGGCAGUGAGCGUUAACAACCUAUUUGGGCUUUCAGUACCGGGUCCCAGCGGGAGUCCGACCCAAUGGCAUCCACAAGCGCCCCGGCGGAGGGAGCGGGGCUCGCGGAGAGUCUGUCGAUGCACGGCAGCACGGAGAAGCUGAGCUCCUCCGCCGUCAAUCGCAUCCUGAUGGAGUUCCUGAUUUACUUUGGGAGAGCCGUCUUCUUCUUCUACCCCGUGUAUCUGACAGGCUACAUGGGCCUCAGUAUCAGCUGGGUGCUGCUGUGCUUGGUGACGAUCACUUGGUGGAAGAAAAACCGUCAGUGGAAAGACACCCGGAUCGGAACCGCUAUUGAAUUUGUGGACAAUGAAACACAUGUGAUCAACAAGGAGCUGAAAAGUGCUUUACAAAUGGCAUCGUGGGUCCAUUUCCCUGAUGUGGAGAAAGUUCACUGGGUUAACAAGGUGCUGGAGCAGGCCUGGCCUUUCUUUGGGAUGUACAUGGAAAAGCUCCUCAAAGAAAACAUCCAGCCGGCUGUCAGGCUCUCCAGCCCCGCUCUCAAAAUGUUCACUUUCACUAAAGUCCACUUUGGACACAUCCCUCUCAGGAUCAUGGGGAUUAAAGCCUACACCGAUGAAGUGGAUCAGAAGGAGGUGGUUCUGGACAUGAAUAUAUGUUAUGAUGGUGAUGUGGACAUCGACGCUGAGGUGCAGGCGCCAAUCGUAGCUGGUGUCAAAGGACUCAAAUUCAAGGGGAUGCUGAGGGUAAUUUUGGAGCCCCUCAUUGGUCAAGUGCCAUUGGUUGGAGGAGUCACCUUUUUUUUCAUUCGGCCCCCGACCCUUGAAAUCAACUGGACUGGCAUGACCAACCUGUUGGACAGUCCUGCCUUCAGUUCGCUGUCUGAGGAGACCAUCAUAGACGUAAUUUCCUCGCUCAUGGUGUUGCCCAACCGCAUGUGUUUUCCCCUCAUAGACCAGGUCAAAGUGGACCAGAUGAGGUUCCCACUACCUCGUGGUGUGGUGAGGGUCCACCUGCUGGAGGCCAGAGACCUGUUGGCUAAGGAUACAUACAUGAUGGGUUUGGUCAAAGGCAAAUCAGACCCCUAUGCGAAACUCAGAGUCGGCAACCGACAUUUCAAAAGCAAGACCGUCAAAGAGAAUUUGCAUCCGAAAUGGAAUGAAGUGUAUGAGUUUGUCGUCCAUGAGGCCCCGGGGCAAGAGUUAGAGGUGGAGCUAUAUGAUGAGGACACAGAUAAAGAUGACUUCCUCGGAAGGUAUAACCUUGACUUUGGAGAGGUGAAGAGGGAGAAAGAGAUGGAUCAGUGGUUUCCACUGGAAGGGGUCCAGAAUGGAGAAGUUCAUCUCAAGCUCCAGUGGUUUUCCCUUAUGACUGACUCCAGUCUGCUGAGUCAGUCUGCAGAUGGCCUUGCUUGUGCGAUGCUUGCGGUGUAUCUGGACAAUGCCUCAAACCUACCAAAAGACCACAAGGAGAUCACUGAGCAUCACAAACAUGGGAAGCACUCAAAGGAAGCUCGGCUCACAAGGAAAACUGCCAGCCCCAACUCCUUUGUGGAAUUUUCCAUCGGUGAGGACGUUCAGAAAAGCAAGGUUGCGUAUGCAUCCAAAGACCCGGUGUGGGAGGAGGGCUUCACCUUUUUUGUGCAUAAUGUUAAAACACAGGAGUUAAGAGUUCAGGUCAAAGAGCAGGAGAAGAAGACUUCACUUGGCUCUCUAAACUUGCCCCUGGAUCGCCUCCUCAACACCUCCAACAUGACACUGGACCAGCGCUUCCAGCUGGAGCGCUCAGGAGCAAACAGCCAGAUCAAACUGAAGGCCACUCUCAGGAUUCUUGCUUUGGAAAAGCCUCCACCCAAGAUUAUCCUCAAUCCUCCACAAGCCAAACAACAAAAACCACAGACCAACCAAGGAAGUAAUGGCUCUGUAUCCAAUCCCUCCGUCGCUACAUCCUCCUCUCAAGCACUUUCCUCCAACAAUACCCCCGCUACCCAAGCUUCAUCUCCAACAUGGGCAGCUGAUUCCCAGAAUGGCUCUAAUAAUGAUUAUUUAGCUCACCGCCGGGGUUCCUUCCUGGCUUCUGAAACCCGGCAGUCGUCUCCUUCCACAUCCCACAUGCGUCGGUACGACUCCCACAGCCUGCUGUCGGAUAACUCCAUCGCUUCGUCACGUUUUGACCUCUCAGAGGGAGCCUCGUAUCCAGAGGCUAUUAGGAAACAUCAGGGUUCAUUUGGGGAGAUCCACCUGACUGUACGUUACGCCAACCUGAGGAACAAACUCAUCAUUCUGGUUAAUGCCUGCAGGAACUUAUUCCCCUGCAGUGACAAUGGUACAGACGCUUAUGUCCGCCUGUAUUUGCUCCCUGACCAAACCUGGAGACACCGCAAGAGGACACAAGUUAAGAGGAGAACAACAAAUCCCGUCUUCAAUGACAAGUUUGAGUUUGAUGUGUCAUUUGAGGAGGCGCAAACAAGGAAGUUGGAUGUGGCAGUGAAAAACAACAAAAUGUUCCUCACACGGGAGAGAAAGGACAUUGGCAUGGUGAUGAUAGAUCUUUCAGCGAUGGAUCUGGCCAAAGGCUCCACAGAAUGGUAUGAGCUCACUCUGCCUGGGCUGAAGAAAUCCAGCUAGUAGGUGGAAUUAUAAUGAGCAGCACUUCAGCCACUGCAAGGCAAAAUGCAGGGCUGACAAGAAAAUUGCAUAUUUAUUUGUAUUACUUAUGAUCUCUGGUCAGAUUUUGUUUUUUCCAAAUGCAGCACUAAACUCAUCUCAGAUACUGGACGUGCAUCGUAUUUAUAUGUCAAAGUGUGUAUGGUCACAGGCACAUACUGUAUUCCAAACCCCAGUCCAACUUAAGCUGGGCAUAAAGGAUUUGUUUGCAUUUCGUCUCACUUACAGAUAUCCCACAUGAUUUAAUAAAAUAUUCAGAUUAGAAUAUACUGUUCUAAAUUAUCUGGAGCAGAGCAGACAAACAGUUAUAAAUAAGACUUUCAAACAUGCUUUGGUAUCCCAGAUAAUGUUAGCAUAAGCAUUUGUAAAUAUUAGUUGGAUUGAUGGGUAGAAACCAAAUUAUUCUGAAAAAUAAUGCUAUUACUAAGCAUUUUUUCCACACACACAAAAAAUAUGUAAUUCACCAGAAAAUGUUUGUAUUUGUACUUUAUUGAUAAACAAGGUGAUGUCUUUACUUUGGAUAUUUUUUGUGAGAGGUUUGGUUUUUAACUUGAUCUAAGCCAAAUUUAUCCUUCUGUAUUUUCAUGUAAAUAGCUGUAUUUACAGUUUUAUGUAAUAUAUUAAGGGAAAUAAAGUAAAAAACAAACAAAAACAAACAAACAAACAGGUGUGUUUGUUUCAGCAGUUCACAAGAGUCAUUGCAUCGCUUUAAUACACACUGAUACCCACAUAGUCACAGCUGGAAGGUGUGGUGUGUGGGCAGUUCUGCUGGAACAGUCCUUGCUCAAGUGCACCUUGGCCACAGUUACUAAAGGAAGUAAUGAAUACAUCUUUUAAACCACCUGGUCUUUAAGUGAUCUUCUGUUUUCUUUAUUUAAAAUACACUCCCUCAACUUUUAUGAGUGGUUUACAGAAAAAAAAAUGCAUUAUAGAACUUGAUAAACAAGUUUGUAUAUCCCUGUGUAAACUAUCUGUACAGUCUUUGGUCUUGAUUAAUCCUGAGCUGCUUUAUCUGUUAUCUAUUUUAAAUUAUUGGGUAGCUGGAAAAUAUAUGAAACCUUUCCAAUUCUGGUGUUUUUGAAUUGACUGUUUAAAUUGACUGUAAAGGUUUUUUCAGCUAACAUUUUUAUUGCAAGUUUAAAUACCUUAAAGCAAAUAAAUGUUGGAUUUUUCAGUGUGAA